This is a messenger RNA of Didymosphaeria variabile, 1287 nucleotides long. RefSeq lists its product as uncharacterized. The coding region runs from base 1 to 1287 and encodes 428 amino acids. The record is from RefSeq and is a predicted model, not a curated record. The transcript is spliced from 2 exons. NCBI's taxonomy places the organism in Eukaryota, Fungi, Ascomycota, Dothideomycetes, Pleosporales, Didymosphaeriaceae.
AUGGCCCGCCUCAGCGCCGAAAACAGCAUCGAACACCUCGCCGCCCUCAAAACCCCCGAUCAGAAAGGUUCCCGCAAGUCCAACCGCUUCAAGGACUUCUUCAAGGGCAGCAACUCUCGUGCUAGCCUCAGCUCCGGCCACAACAUGUCACCACCAGGCGCUUCUCCGACCGGAGGCGUGGAGAACUUCAAGCCUGGCUUUGAGAAGGUGGGACUGCAUCCUUCGGAACGUUCGCCGGGUUCCGAGGAGCUGGGAUUUCUCCCUCCUGAGCGAUCUCGUACACUGGAUCUGGAUGAGUGGGAGAAGUUGAAGGAAGAGAAUAAGGAGAUGGGUCACAUGGCCAAGAUGCGGUUGUACAAGGAGCGAGAGGAGAUGAGAAAGCGCGAGGGUGUUGAGGGGGAGAACGACGUCGAGGGUCCACAGCGUGAGCGUUCGAGGGAUGAGAGCGUAAAAGCGAUGGAAGUGCCCGGUAUCGAGGGCGAUUUGGAAGAAGGUUUGCCGACAGCUGACAUUGCCCCCGCUGCCGUGAGCAAGGAAGCUGCAUCUCCCACCAAUAUUGCUCAAGAGCAGGAGCGGGACUAUGCCAUCAGUGCGGCCAUCGAAGCACUAGAGGAGACUAUUCACGAUGUAUGCGAGGGGUCCACGUCUGUGGACGAUCUUCGCGCCAGUGCUCAGAACCAAGUACUUCCAGAUGAAUCAAUCUUGAACAUUGGCGACCCGCUCGAAUACGCAUCAAUCCGCGCCAACGCAUCUGAGUCGAACGAGCAACAGAUCUCGGAUGCCAUAGCCCGGCACGAGUUCCGCUUUCACCGCUUCCGAGUUGCAGAUGUCGACUCCAUUGACCCACGCACCAGCACCGCUCGCCGCACCCGUAGUUCGAAGAUCGCCGCAGAGCUCGAAGGCAUAUCCAACACAGUGUUGCCUGCCAUAAGAAUCUUCAAGAUUGGCCCAUGUCAAUUGGAGGACACUUCCGCCACUCGGACUCUUAGAGAGUCUUUCUUGCCUCUGACAUAUUGCUCCCUCUUCUUCUUCAAGGCAAUGCAGGGCCCGUCCGAGUUCUUCGUCGCAUUGUGGAAAAUGUGUGCCUUGGCACUCGCAUACAAUGGCCUCGGGAAACUUCUGGGUUGGCACGAAGAUGGGUCGAGCGAUGUGUUACUUGCACCAGCCGAAGAUCUCGCUCAGGAGGUGAAGCGACGCUGCCUGGAGAUGAUGACGACGUUGUUGCAAGCUUUUGCACAGGCUAUUGCGGUUGCAAUGCGAGAGUUGGAUGUGGAAGAUGACGAUUGA